AAUGUUAAGGUGUAAAUUAUAUAAAAAAAUUAAAAUAGGGUGUAAAUUAGAAAAAGAAGAUACCUUGAAGUGUAAAAUGUAAGGAAUCCAAACGAUUAGAAUAUAAAUUGUAAAAAUAAAUAAAAUGGGAGAUAAGUUAAAAAAAGGAAACACUUGGCGUGUGAAAUGCAAGGGAGCUAUAAUUUAAGAAACAGACUCAUUGACUUGGAAGUCUUUCUGAUACACUUCAUUUUGGAUUAACAAGUGGAACUGGUCAAGCGUUAGUUCCACUGAAAUAUCUCUUCUCCAUCGAACCCUAAUUCACACCCAGUUGUUUCAUUUGCAAUCGAAUCCCCAAUUUUUCUCCAUAAUGACAGCUAUGCAAUUCAUUUCUUUUUCCAAUUUAAAUUGAAGAGUGAGUAUUGAUGGAGGGAAAUUCUGGUGGCAGUGGUGGAAAUGACGUGGAGUUGCUGUGCAAGACGCUACAGGUAGAACACAAGCUUUUCUACUUCGACCUGAAGGAGAAUCCACGCGGACGAUACUUGAAAAUCUCGGAGAAAACGUCGGCAACAAGGUCUACUAUAAUUGUACCAUUCAACCGCAUCUCAUGGUUUCUGGAUCUCUUCAAUUACUAUGUCAAUUCAGAUGAUCAGGACGUCUAUAGCAAAGAACUACAACUUGAUACCAAGGUGUUUUACUUUGAUGUAGGGGAGAAUAGGCGAGGGCGCUUUCUUAAGGUCUCUGAAACAUCCGUUAGCAGGAACCGUAGUACCAUUAUUGUUCCAGCAGGAAGUGCCCGGGAUGAGGGAUGGGCAGCAUUUAGGAAUAUUUUGGCAGAAAUUAGCGAAGCCUCUAGGCUAUUUAUUUCGCCCAAUCAGGAGACUUCAGAAACCUCAGAGCGUCUUGGGCUUUCUGAUGAUGUAGGAGCUGGUUUCAUUUCCGGUCACUCUUCUCAAUCUGCCCCCGCAGCUGAUUUGAGUGUAGAACGGACCGUUGAUUUGCCAGCAGCUGACGAAGUUAGUAACCUGGGGAUCUCCAAAGUAAUUAGGGUUGACCAGAAGAGGUUCUUCUUUGAUCUUGGGAAUAAUAACCGGGGCCAUUUCUUACGAAUAUCUGAGGUAGCAGGUUCUGAUCGCUCUUCAAUAAUUCUUCCCCUUUCUGGCCUGAAACAAUUUUAUGAAAUGGUGGGUCUUUUUGUAGAGAUAAGCAAAGAUUGCCUCGAAGGAAUUACAGGUGCAAAUGUCCGGACAAUUGAUCCCCCGCAGAGAUGAAUGCUGAUGACUGGUAUCUAAGGCGUGGAACCAUGUACUGCGGCUUAUGGGCGGUCAAUUGUGAGCCGUGUUAAUUUUCUGUCUAGUCAUUGCGUGUUUCAAGUUGAAUAAAAUGGUGGAAAUAUGAACUCAAACAUCAAUCAUCAAUUGGAGGGGAAAUAAACCAUUACGUACGGGGAAGGAUUGUAGUAUAAAAUGGCACUCCUAAUCAAUUCCAUCUUUGCUAUUUUGGGUGUGAUUUAAGCUUCUCUCUGUGUGAAAUUCUCCCCUAUGCUUGGGCUAAACAUAAUCCUGAAUUGCCAAGUUUGGCUACUUUUGAUUGGAAGAAGUUUUCCUUGAAAGAAAAAGAAAAAAACAACUUUCUGAUA
Messenger RNA from Capsicum annuum, 1618 nucleotides. RefSeq names its product transcription factor Pur-alpha 1. NCBI's taxonomy places the organism in Eukaryota, Viridiplantae, Streptophyta, Magnoliopsida, Solanales, Solanaceae. The transcript has a single exon. Gene Ontology annotation, cellular component: nucleus. Gene Ontology annotation, biological process: regulation of transcription by RNA polymerase II. Gene Ontology annotation, molecular function: purine-rich negative regulatory element binding; DNA-binding transcription factor activity, RNA polymerase II-specific; RNA polymerase II transcription regulatory region sequence-specific DNA binding. The record is from RefSeq and is a predicted model, not a curated record. Bases 405 to 1250 code for a protein of 281 amino acids.